This is a messenger RNA of Letharia lupina, 1404 nucleotides long. RefSeq lists its product as uncharacterized. The transcript has a single exon. NCBI's taxonomy places the organism in Eukaryota, Fungi, Ascomycota, Lecanoromycetes, Lecanorales, Parmeliaceae. Bases 1 to 1404 code for a protein of 467 amino acids. Gene Ontology annotation, molecular function: protein binding. The record is from RefSeq and is a predicted model, not a curated record.
AUGCCUCUGCUGCCAGACCUUCCAAACGAGAUGCUAGAGCAGAUCAUGAAAUACCUCUUGCCUGACGACGUCGACAACUUUUCGGACUCUCGUGAGGAAUUUCGCGCUAUUGCUAGCAGGAUACUACCCAGGCACAAUGAGUUGAAAAGAAAAAACUCCCAGGUCUCUUGCGGCUUGGUUGGCUCGGUAGGCUACAAAGCACUCCACCCCAUUUUCUUACUCCGGGACAUUCUUCAGGACCCGGAGAUUCUCUGGUACGUUAAGACCAUGUUCGUCGAGCUCUGCGACGAUCACUAUGCCUAUAGAAACGAGGAAACCUGGGACGAGGCCCGACGGAUAGCUGUGGACUGCAAAGAUGGCAUCAUCAAAAUGGUGCAGGCAUGUCCAUACUUGGACCAAGAAGAACGUAAAAACUGGAUCAAUGCGACACUCUCAUGCCACCAAGACACAGCUGUGGCUCUUCUUGCGUGCAUGUUCCCAUGCCUGGAGACUAUCCGCCUCACAGGCAUCCAUUCCAACAAUGAGCUACAUUCCCUUGCACGGAAGAUUGCCCAAGCCAACCGUCUCGACCCUGGUGGUUCCCACGCUCUCAGCAAGCUCAAUCUCGUCGAAGAGGAAGGCUGUGAAGCAGAAAUAUUCCAAAAGAUGCCAGCAUUCGAGCCACUUUCUGGUCUGCCUUCAAUGCGACGCUAUACAGGCAGAUACUUGUAUCAUGAGAAUGAGUGGACAACCCCCAAAGAGAAGUCUACAAUUACAAGCGUGGAGCUCUACCAAUGCAUGAUUUACAUCGCAGCUCUGCGAAGUGUUUUUGGCGGAAUUGCAAACCUGCGAGACUUCACAUACGAACAUCAUUGGGCAUUUGAGAUUCAGGGUACAGAGGCCUACCCGAACGAUUGGAAAGGAGACUGGCAGCCUGGAGAGAUUAUCCUGAGCUUGCUGGAAUUUGCAGCUCAUUCUCUCGUCGAACUGGAUCUGACUCGGGGCGGCAGUAAAGAAAUGCAACGCGUGGAAGAAACACUCGGAGAGAAGGGAGAAGCCGAGGACUCAGACGAGGACUCGGAAGUUGGUGGCAUAGUCAAGCCAUUCAUGGGCUCCCUUAGAGGUUUUCAGGUACUCAAAAACAUCCGCGUUCAAAAUGAGGCAUUCGUCGAGGAAGACCUGGAAGGUUCCGCAGGUGGGAGAACGGUGCACCGUUUGGUGGACUUGUUGCCAGCUUCGGUGGUGAACGUUACGUUGGCGAUGCCACAGUUGAGCGGAAAAGAGUCCUACCGGCUAAUGGAGGGUUUACCAGGACUCAAGUGGGAGCGGGUUCCAAAGCUCGAGAAGGUCAUUGUCGGAAGUGACUGUCCUUACAAAGAGAUGAAGACAGUGUUCGAGACUGUUGGUAUUGAGUUGGUUUCAUGA